AUGUCAGCCUUGGUAAAACCUAUCCCGGCCCUCUACACGGUCUACAUCCUGCGAUCCUCCGUGCGGCACGCGUCCCUCUACAUUGGUUCCACACCAAACCCGCCGCGCCGGCUGAAGCAGCACAAUGGAGAGGUGAAAGGAGGCGCCGCGCGCACGUCGCGCCCGAGUUUGAGGCCCUGGGAAAUGGUCGCCAUCGUCUCGGGCUUCCCUGGCAUGCUGGCUGCCCUAAAGUUUGAGAAGAAGAACGGCCAGCCCAAACGCCCUCGUCAGAGCCUCACUUCGGUGCUUUCGAACCUGCAUCUCCUCCUUGGCGUACCUAGCUUCGUAAGGUGGCCUUUAACGCUCCAUUUCUUCCACAAGGAUGCGCAUAAAGCGUGGAAGGCUUGGCUGGCCGAGAGCAACGACCUUGUUCCUACGAACCUUGUUAUCGAGACGGACUUUGGCCCGUCUACGGCGACAUCCGCACCGGAGCCAGUCGGCGGAGAGUCGUGGGGUAUCCAUGCCUUGGCCGUCAACUAUAAGCCGCUCCGAAACUACGUUGAGAAGACGAACUCUAUCUUUUCAUUUGAAAGGGAGGGGAUUGCGUGCACUGCGGACAAGAUAUGCCCACCGGCCAAGGGCUUUACGCCGUCUGUCCUAAUCACGACUGCGAAGCCGUGGGCCAUAUCACGUGCUGGAGCAACCAUCUUCUGUCUGGAGAGGGCCCUCAAGACGCAGUGGUCCCUAUCCAAGGCGAAUGUCCCUCCUGCAAGGGGCAGCUGA
Parascedosporium putredinis is the source of this 762-nucleotide messenger RNA. The record is from the annotation of a GenBank genome assembly. Lineage: Eukaryota; Fungi; Ascomycota; Sordariomycetes; Microascales; Microascaceae.